CCGGCAUCGAGUAGUCGCCGUUUGACCAGUGCACGCGUGGCACGUGACAUAUCGUACUGAAUUACAACGUAAUUGAUACGAUUCUCGAUAAGCGAGGCCUCAUCGUGUCAGUCCGUAUAGUCGCUCGCGCAGUGCUUCCAGCCGCCCCGUUUCUCUUCCUCGCUCUGCCUCUGAUCAGGCUCUGUUCCCGCACGCUGACGCGAACAUGGCGCUGUUCCGUGGUCUGUUUGAUUUCUUUCUGAACGACAAUAAAUUAGACGAGAAACUCGGCCUGACCGAGAAGCAAAAGAGACUGGUGCAGAAUACAUGGGCGAUCGUUCGUAAAAACGAAGAGUCGGUCGGAGUCGCCCUCGUACUCGCCUUUUUCAAACAAUAUCCAGAAAGUCAAAAAGAAUUUAAGUCGUUUAAGGACAUCCCUCUCGAUGAACUGUCGAAAAAUAAAAGGUUUCAAGCGCACUGCAUUAAUAUCGUAGCAACGCUUGGCAAAGUGAUUGAACAAAUGCACGAUCCAGAAUUGAUGGAAGCGAGCUUAAUUAAUUUUACCGAAAAACACAAAGCUCGAGGACAAACACCACAGCAGUUUGAGAAUUUGAAACAGGUGAUACUAGGAGCGUUCCCCUCUUUAUUCGGAAAGCAAUAUACGUCAGAGGUGCAAGAGGCUUGGAAGAAAACCUUGGACUUGAUCUUUUCGAGAAUCUACGAAGUGUACACAAAUUGAGAUGCUCAAACACAAUCGCGAGUUUUUAAUUGUAAAUGAUAAACCUGUGGCACGUAUUAUAUAUCGCUUUUUGAAAAUAAUAUCUAUCGAAAAGUUUAAUCAAUCAUGACGAUAUAUUUUUUGCAAGAUGAUAUUAACGAAACUUAUAUAUAUAAUAUAUAUAUAACUUUUUGCACGA
Mycetomoellerius zeteki is the source of this 896-nucleotide messenger RNA. RefSeq names its product globin 1 (gene Glob1). Gene Ontology annotation, molecular function: oxygen binding; heme binding. The record is from RefSeq and is a predicted model, not a curated record. The coding region runs from base 206 to 718 and encodes 170 amino acids. Lineage: Eukaryota; Metazoa; Arthropoda; Insecta; Hymenoptera; Formicidae. The transcript is spliced from 4 exons. Gene Ontology annotation, biological process: oxygen transport.